This is a messenger RNA of Bursaphelenchus okinawaensis, 522 nucleotides long. Lineage: Eukaryota; Metazoa; Nematoda; Chromadorea; Rhabditida; Aphelenchoididae. The record is from the annotation of a GenBank genome assembly.
AUGGAAGUAACAGACUCUUCUGAAAUGGGCUUUGCCGUAUGCCCAUUGUCAUCCUGUCCCCACGAUGACAUUGUAAACAAAAUUCCUGUAGGAUUUGAGGCAGAUGGGCCGUGUGAAAACUGUGGCGAUAAGGAAGAAAAUUGGAUCUGUUUGGUUUGUUAUCAUGUAAGUGUCAAAAUAAUAUUUGUCUAACUAGUAAUUCCUUAUAAUAUUAUCUAUGUUCUAAAAAAAUGAUGGAAACCCUUCUUAGUAUUAAUUCUUGAUAAUUAACUUUAUGUUGUAAACCAAACAUAUUUCGUUUAUUAAACUUUUGGAAGUAAUAUAAGUUUGCUAUUUAAGAUAUUUUGUGGCCGUCAUCGACUUGGUCACGGUGUAGCUCAUUAUGAAGCGUCUAAACAUUCUAUGGCUCUCAGCUUCUGCGAUCUCUCAGUAUGGUGCCAUGCCUGUGACUCUUAUGUGAGCAAUUCUAAGUUUGAAGAAGCCAUUCGGUACGUUGAGAAGGUUAAAUUUAAAAGUGAAUAA